AAAUGUAAAAUAAUUUUAUUUGUAAUCGCGUCGUAUUUGUUUCUACUCUCGGCCACUUUCGGCAUUCAUUCUUAAAUACUAUUUCUUUAGUAGACUUUCUAAAAAUAGGGAGUUGUGCCUUUUGUAAAACAAGCAACAAAUGUGCUAAUAUUUUUACAAUGCCUUUUAUUUAUUCGAUACUAACACUUUAUAGGUUAUAGAAUAAUUUGCAUACCUACAAGAAAAUAUAGAUUAUUGUUAAAAAUCUAUAAAUUUUGUCAAAACAGUGUUUAUAAGUUGUCUGCUGUGUGGGAGUCUUGUAUAAGAAUUAACGAUGGGUCUCAUUAUAUCAAGAUUUCGCCGCAAGAAAACGACAAAAGACAUCCUAGAAGAGCUAGAAACGAAAAUCAAAAGAAUAGAAAAAGAUGGCGAAUACAAAGAGCAAACACAUAAACGAGUUAUUGGGCUGAUAAUGGUUAAUUCAGUUGGACUGUAUGUGCUGUUUGCGUUGCUCUACUACUUCAUAUAUGUUGGCAAGAGUCAGUACUGGGUACAUUCGCUGAUGUAUGCCUCUCCGUUACUACUGCUUCCAGUUUUGGUGAUAUUCCUUCGCGCAGCAAUAUCAGCGUACUACAACUGGAGUCUGAAUAAGAAUAGAGUGAAGUUGUCCAAGAUGAGAGAAGAGAAAAAGAAGAUUUUAGAGGAAGUCAUGGAUACCGAGACUUAUAAGGUCGCGAAAGAGAUCCUAGAUAAGUAUGGUACACCUGAUGAACACUCAAAGGCUUUGAAACCAUUCACACCGGCCAUAAAUGCACCCAGUCUUCCUACGACCCCUAUACAACAGAAGCAAAGGCAGUUAGCGAUGCUGACGUCGACGCCAAGGAACAUGCACAUGGUAGCAGCCACGCCGGGUGCCAUUCUUAACGGACCUCGGCUAAGGUCGGAUCAGCUGCCACGCCCAUUACCGGAUAGUAAUAAGUCGGCGUUGGACAAAGUUGUGGACUAUUUACUCAAAGACGGACCGAAUUAUAGGAUGGCACUCAUUUGCACUGAGUGCUUAUCUCAUAAUGGUAUGGCAAUGAUCGAGGAGUUUGACUACGUGUCAUACAAAUGCGCGUACUGUGGUCGGCUUAAUCCAGCAAGGAAGCAGCGCCCAUCCGCGCCCGCCCUGUGUUCGCCGCCCGCCCUUACUUUUAAUAAUGGUACACUCGGUGGUGGUGAUGACUCUUCCCUUGCAUCUUCUGGUACUGAGAGUGAAGAGGAACGAGAAACUGAUAAACGCACUGAUGAAGAAACAGAUCAUCCACCCUCACCGGUUGAGGGGGAGCCGAAAUCUGAAGAAGAGAAGAAACAAGACUGAUUGUUCAUCGCCAAUGAUAAAACGAUUCGAUAUUUAGCAUUUCGCUUAAUUUCGCGAAAUAUUUGAAAAUAUUCUAGAACAUCGACAUGUAAAUAUUUUUUUUGAAAAAUUGAAGAUUUUCUUUUAAAGUAUCUUAAAGAAAAUCAAUAUAUGCAUAAUGAUUCGAGAGAAUUUUAAAUUUGUACAAUUGCAAUAUUAAUCAUAAUUGUGUCUUAUUUUGCUGGUAACAAGCUUGAGAGCUGUUUUGGCACGUCGGAAUUUCAAUUCAAAGACAAUAUUAAUUAAUCUAAAAUUUACAAAUUGUCGUAAAAAAUAUAAGCUAAAUGCUUUAAUUAAAUCAAUUUUUCAUAGAACAUUCGAAAUUAAAUUGCGGGUUUAUUUUGCGUAGAGUCAAAUUAUUUUACUUUAAAAAUUUGAAGAGUUCAUAUUCGUGUCUUUAAACUAAUUGUUCUGUGAAAAAAUGAUAUGGGGUUUGAAUUAUUUGUUUGUUAUUGGGGUAAAUAGUCUAAUUGGUCGAAUUAUUUAAUUUAUUCAUUGUUUUACGAAGUGGUAAACAUGUGCCUUUCUAUUUAAGAGGUAAAAUUUUGGUUCUUACACGAAAAGAGAUAUUCAAUAUAGCUGUCUCUUUCACAUAGUAUUCUGUAGUAAGAGACAGUAAAUUUAUCAAAGAAAAGAUUGUUUCUGGUAGAUGCGAUCAGCUUUCGCAAUAAAUGACGUCACGUGAUAAACAUUAAUCAUUUAUCUACCUAAAGUAAUGGUAAAGAAUUUUUUUGUAGGUUCAUUUGGAACAUUAUUUAAAACAUCACAAAAAUGCGCAUUUAAAUUGCAUACAUAAUAAUUUUUUUCGUGUACUUAUGUGUGUUUUUGUCAAUUGUUAAAUAAUUAAAAUUUAUAAACUUAUGCUAAAUAUUUUACCCCUUAAAUAUGCUAAACGGGUUUUUAAAAACUCGGAGAUAUACUACACAUAAUCUUUAUUGGUGUAUUUUUCAAAAUCGCUAGAAUGGGUGUAGAUUUUUUAUCGCAGGAUAUUAGAAUGAAGAUAACAUACUUUACAAUGCAUCGUUUAAUAAUACUUAAAGAAAAGCAUUACAAAUCAUGAAAAUAAUGAUGGUCCACGGAUCCCUUUUAUAGAAUAUUAUCCAUAUUUCAUCUGGGGCUUGAGGCGUGAACCACUGAACCACUACCAAAGGAAUUUGUAUGAGAAUGACACUCACGCUUAGUCACGUAACCAUUACCAUUCAAAUUUAAUACAUUAUAUAUAUAAUAAAUUCCAUUCAAAGUCUCAAGUCCCUGCAAUUAGGUGUCUUAAACCAGACGUAGGUCUGAGGGAAGUGAGUUUAUUUACAGAUUGAUAUUAGGGAGCGUUCAAGUAUUACGUCACGCAAUUUUUAGAAAUUAUUGACUCCCCCCCCCAUGUAACGCGCCGUAACGUUUUUUCUUUAUCCAAUAGUAAAACGUUUCGUGACCACCUAGUGACUCUUUAUACCUAAAAGUUACCAUUAUGUGGUGUAAAGUAAUGGAAAGUCGAAAAUAAUAUUAACAGUAACGCGUAUGUCAAACCCCGCCCUGCAUCGUAACGUUUUUCAAAAGGACCCCGCCCCGAAAUUCGCUCAAAC
This is a messenger RNA of Pieris napi, 2955 nucleotides long. RefSeq names its product endoplasmic reticulum junction formation protein lunapark-A (gene Lnpk). Bases 314 to 1339 code for a protein of 341 amino acids. Lineage: Eukaryota; Metazoa; Arthropoda; Insecta; Lepidoptera; Pieridae. The transcript has 9 exons. Gene Ontology annotation, cellular component: endoplasmic reticulum tubular network. The record is from RefSeq and is a predicted model, not a curated record. Gene Ontology annotation, biological process: endoplasmic reticulum tubular network organization.